UGGGCGCCGCCAUCUUUUAUCAAGGCAAGGCUGGGAGCAGCGCUAUUGGCCGAGGCGACGGCCCGCGGUGCGUGUCGCGGGGGGGGCGGCAGCAGCAAGAUGGCGGCGCUGAGGUUGUGGCUCCGCGGGGGGAAGAGCGCCUUGAGCCUGCGGACGCGGAGGCAACUGCACAGGACGGCGGCGGCGGCCGCUCAGCUGACCAUUCGAGAUGCCCUGACCCAGGCGAUGGAUGAGGAGAUUGAGCGAGAUGAAACGGUGUUCCUGCUGGGAGAAGAGGUAGCACAGUACGAUGGUGCUUACAAGGUGAGCCGCGGACUGUGGAAGAAAUGGGGAGAUAAGAGAAUCGUCGACACUCCGAUCACAGAGAUGGGCUUUGCAGGGAUUGCAGUUGGUGCUGCUAUGGCUGGCUUGAGGCCCAUCUGUGAAUUCAUGACCUUCAACUUCUCCAUGCAAGCGAUCGACCAGGUUAUCAACUCUGCUGCCAAGACCCACUACAUGUCUGCGGGUGCUGUCCCUGUCCCCGUCGUCUUCAGAGGCCCCAACGGUUCCUCAGCCGGAGUGGGGGCUCAGCACUCGCAGUGCUUUGCAGCCUGGUACAGCCACUGCCCCGGGCUGAAGGUGCUCAGUCCUUGGAAUGCUGAAGAUGCCAAAGGCUUGUUGAAAUCUGCCAUUCGAGAUGAUAAUCCCGUUGUGUUCCUGGAAAAUGAAUUGAUGUACGGUGUGCCCUUUGAAGUUUCUCAGGAGGUUCAGUCCAAAGACUUCCUCGUCCCAAUAGGGAAAGCCAAAGUGGAGAAAACAGGAACCAAUAUCACCUUGGUUGCACACUCCAAAAGUGUGGGCAACUGCAUGGAUGCAGCUGCAGCUCUGGCAAAGGAAGGCAUCGAUUGUGAGGUGAUAAACAUGCGCACCAUCAGACCCAUGGACAUGGAGACUAUCGAAGCCAGCGUGAUGAAGACCAAUCGCUUGGUAACGGUUGAGGGUGGCUGGCCACAGUUCGGAGUGGGUGCUGAAAUCUGUGCCAGAAUCAUGGAAGGCCCAGCGUUCAAUUACCUGGAUGCUCCAGUGGUGAGGGUGACGGGUGCAGACCUUCCUAUGCCCUACGCAAAGAUCUUGGAAGAUAACAGCAUACCUCAGGUUAAAGAUAUCAUUUUUACAGUCAAGAAAAUACUCCAUGUGUAGUGUUAUCGUGCUUUUUACCAGUCUGCCAUCACUAUUUAAAUAACUUCACUGGCAUCCAAUGUAACUUUAGUGUUUAUGUCAUCCUGCAGUUAGAGGUAGAAUGUACAGAAUAUUUGGUGCCAGCAAGACUGUUGGCAAAUAAUGCAUCGGUAAAACGAUACAACAUCAAUAGAGUGGUGGAUCAUUUUCCAGUUGGUGCAUAUUUCAAAUGCUGGCAAGGGGCGAAGUCUGUUUAAUCUGAAGUGUCACGUACCAUCUCACUAACGGGCAAAUGUUAAAA
Leucoraja erinaceus (little skate) is the source of this 1459-nucleotide messenger RNA. RefSeq names its product pyruvate dehydrogenase E1 subunit beta (gene pdhb). NCBI's taxonomy places the organism in Eukaryota, Metazoa, Chordata, Chondrichthyes, Rajiformes, Rajidae. The record is from RefSeq and is a predicted model, not a curated record. Gene Ontology annotation, biological process: pyruvate decarboxylation to acetyl-CoA. Gene Ontology annotation, molecular function: pyruvate dehydrogenase (acetyl-transferring) activity. The transcript is spliced from 10 exons. Bases 100 to 1179 code for a protein of 359 amino acids.